GAUGGGGUUUGGAGGGUUUCGCAAGCGUCGCAACGUGGACGGCGCUACGACGGUUUCGUCUGCAUUGUGGUGAUUGUGGCAUUGACAUGGAAUGUGGCGUUGUUUUUAAACGACAAACUAGAGAAUCGAAACAUGGUAAGCCCUAUUUUGAAGAUGAUCGGAUACACAGUGGUCACCUCACGGGUGGCAAGUCUUUUUGAGGCCAAAGACCGUAGCGGUUAUCGACUUGGAACGCAAAAUGUUUCUCUGAUGGCCCUGGACAUUGCUAUCUCGUCGAAGCUGAUAAUUUGACACCCGCCCCCUUCCUGACAUCGAAAACGCUUUGGUGAUAAGCAACAAUGUCGCCGAUCGAAUGGCUGUCAGCAACCGCGGGCAAGGUCGUGUUCGGAACAACCACGGCCCUUUGCGGCCUGGCGGCGCUGCUCUUUGGAAUAUUUGCCUACAACCGCCUGACCUUGGGACGAUGCAAGAGCAAAAACAGGAUGGAUGGCAAGACUGUGGUGAUCACGGGUGCAAACACCGGCAUCGGCUAUGAGACGGCCAAAGAGCUGGCGUCUAGGGGUGCCAGGGUCAUCUUGGGGUGCCGCAACGCCCAGAAAGCAGAAGCUGCCGUCAACCAGCUAGUUGCCGACACCAGGAACUCUAACAUUUCGUGGAAACUGCUGGACACGUCGUCGAUGGAGUCCGUGCGGGCAUUUGCUAUGGAGGUCCUCAAGGCCACGGAUAGCAUCCACGUCCUCAUCAACAAUGCUGGGAUCGCAGGACCGAAGGAAAGAUGUGUCACGGAGGAGGGACUUGAAGUCACCUUUGCCACCAACUAUUUGGGACACUUUUUGCUCACAAACCUGUUGCUCCCCGUGCUCAAGAGCAGCUCUCCGUCACGCAUUAUAAGCCUGUCCUCUGUGGCCUACAUGUUUGGAAACAUAGACUUCGCCGAUCUUCAGUCAAUGUCGGGGAAGUUUGUUACUGGGAAGGUGUACAGCAACUCCAAACUGGCCACCGUGCUUUUCACGACGGAACUGGCACGGCGACUCGAUGGCACUGGUGUGACGGCCAACGUGCUUCACCCUGGUGUUGUGAACACGCCGCUCUCCCGUUCACUCAUGAAGGUCGGGGAGCCAGUGUUCAGCAUCCUGUCCACUAUAUUUGGAGUUAAGAGCCUCGUCGAAGGCGCGCAGACGUCCAUUCAUCUUGCUGUAGCAGACGAGGUGUCCGACGUCAGCGGGGCUUACUUUGUGGACUGCAAACCCAAGGCGCUCUCCGGCCGAGGCAGGGAUCCCAUGGCGGCCACCAAACUUUGGGAGGCUAGUUGUCGACUUGUAGGGAUGGAGGCUCGAGACCCCGUCUCCUAAGCCGACCCAAGCCAGAAUUGCACGACGUAUCGAUACGGAGCAACGCUGCCUGGCCUAGGCGGCCAGUUUGAAAAAUUUCGGAGAACUUUUGAAGCGGAAGAGCUAAAAAUUGGAGUGCUUAAUUCGUCUUGUUUUUCUUACUGCACUGUCUGCUAAAGGUAACGAAUAAUGGUUAAGGGAGAAGAAGUUGAAGAAAUUAUACAGACAAACUUGUAGAUGUCCACAAUGAAACAUACCAUAUUUUCCGGACUAUAGUUUGUGCCUGGUGCAUUGUCUGUACAUAAAAAUUUUCAUAUACAGAACUCCAUAAAACAUGCGUGCUUUACCGAUGCAUUGUGAAGCCGUAUCACACAGAAAAUUUUUCUAAACAUAAUUUGUCAUUCACAAAAUCACCUACUGCUCAUAAUCAAUGUUUGUGUAUAGUCUCAACUGUAGAUAAUUUGCACCGCAUAAAAUUUGAACUUUUUUAAGUCCGAAAAAUAUUGUACCCGCCAAGUAGUGUUUGAAACUUGAUUUGGACUGAACAAAUGACUAGUGAACACAAACCAUUGUGCCUCAUAGGUCCUAAUUUGUAUGUGCUAUUUUUUAUGUACACUGCAUUACUGCCUUUAUUUGUGAUGUACCUAAGUGUGCCAUUUUCCCACUUAUGACAGUGUGGAAGCAAGAGUUUGUGGUACCAAAAAUGCCGGAGUUACUCCUUCUGUGCCUUGUAACCUAAUGUUAAUGUUAUGGUUAGAGAAGCCAAAGAAAUUCAACAGGUAAGUUUGUAAAUGUGCUCAAGACCUGGUUUUGUCGGCUCAGGUACUUAACAAAUUACUUCCACAUGCAAGCCAUUGUACCUGGUUGACCCUAACUACUUGUAUGUGCCAAUAUUUACAUGCGCUACAUUACUGUCUUUAUUUGUAAUGUAGAAGCAUACCACUCUUCCACUUGGGGCAACAAAGGAGUAUGUGUGGUGUCAGAAAUGUCAGUCAUUCCUCCUGUGCCUUUUUCUGUAGCUCAGUUUUAUGGAUACAGAACCCCAAGAAAUUAUACAGGUGAGCUUGUAGAUGUUCUUGGUGAAGAGAAGAAAGAGGAAGGACCUGCAGAGGUGUGUCUAAAACUGUGUUUUGUCUACCUUGGGGUCUAAACGUGUGACUUACACACACAGUUCACCAUACAUGGUUGGCCCUAACUACUUAGACAUACUAUAAUGUAUGUGUCCUACAUUACUGCCUUUAUCUGUAAUGUAGAAGUGUGCCACUGCAUCUACUACUGACAGCAGUGUGGCAAGAAGGGAGUUUUUGUUUUAUCAAAAAUGCCAGUUUUCCUUACUCUGCCUUCCUACUGCAUCUACAUUAUAGAACAAACUGCAUUGAUCUUAGACUUCUAGUGUGCUAUAUUUUUGUAUUUAGUGAUUGUCAUACUUUGUUGUCAAACAGAAAAAAGUAUUUCUGAUGUAGAACAGAUAAAUGGGCUAGAAUGGAAAGCGCCGAAUAAACAAGGACGAAGAAGGGGACAGAGACAAGGCACACUCUCAGCUGAAGGUUUAUUGAAAGAAACUGACUAUUAAUACCGUCUAUCUGGACGUUGGCCUAGUGCGCCGUCACUGCACUUGAUGGAUAAGGAGUUUUUCUUUCUAAGCCAACAGCCAGAUAGACGGUAUUAAUAUAGUCGGUGGUUGUUUCAAUAAACCUUCGGUUGAGAGUGCGCUUCGUUUCUGUCCCCUUCCUCGUCCUUGUUUAUUUGGUGCCUUCCAUUCAGUAUUUCUGAUGUCAAAGGUGCCAGACUUAACCCAACUGUGCCUUUUUGCAGUGCCUACAUCAUCGAAAAA
Molecule: messenger RNA, 3165 nt
Organism: Ixodes scapularis (black-legged tick)
Lineage: Eukaryota; Metazoa; Arthropoda; Arachnida; Ixodida; Ixodidae
Product: retinol dehydrogenase 12
Exons: 7
Coding region: 339-1352 (337 amino acids)
Molecular function (GO): oxidoreductase activity
Source: RefSeq, a predicted model, not a curated record